Triticum aestivum (bread wheat) is the source of this 3916-nucleotide messenger RNA. Its product is annotated as disease resistance protein RPM1. Gene Ontology annotation, molecular function: ADP binding. Gene Ontology annotation, biological process: defense response to other organism. Bases 430 to 1788 code for a protein of 452 amino acids. The record is from RefSeq and is a predicted model, not a curated record. The transcript has 5 exons. NCBI's taxonomy places the organism in Eukaryota, Viridiplantae, Streptophyta, Magnoliopsida, Poales, Poaceae.
CACAUGCACUUCUUUUGUUUUUGUCAUGCACUUCCCACUGCCUCUUGCAUCCUUUUUUUUUCUGUUAUUAAGAACAUCUUGUUGGAUGGACAUUAGUUGGAUAUGUAAAUUCUUUAACCAACCAAAAUGUUUUACUCAACUCUUGUAUAUAGAAUGACACCAGGCAUUCAUGGUAGGCUUGAAAUCUCUUUGUGGAGAUGCAUAUUUCUUCUUCUUUGUUGCAUGUCACAGGCUGCAAGAAUGACACCAACCGUGCUGUAAUGAAGUUACAUUCCCAUCGUUGAUAGGUUCAUCAAAGACGAGCUAGCAACGAUGCAGACUUUCCUGGUGGCAACUGAAGGUAUGAAGAAGAAAGACAUGCUACUUAAGGUGUGGGCAGAACAAGUAAGGGAGCUGUCAUACAACAUUGAAGAUUGACUUGGUGAAUUCAUGGUGCAUGUGGCAAGUCAAAGCUUGUCACGGAAACUUAUGAAGCUCAAGGACCGACAUCAAAUCGCGGUGCAAAUCCGCGAUCUCAAAUCACGAGUUGAAGAAGUCAGCAACAGGAACAGAUGCUACAACCUGAUUGAGAAGAGCCAAAUUACCAGAACCAUUGAUGAGAGGGAUUCUUGUAUGGAAGAUAUUCGCAACCAUUCAGCUAGCAACAUAAAUGAAGCAGGACUUGUGGGGUUUUCCAAGCCCAAACAAGAGUUGAUAAAGCUUAUAGAUGUUCAUGCCGAAAAUGGUCCUGCUCAGGUAGUAUGUGUCGUCGGCAUGGGCGGUUUGGGUAAGACUACUCUUACAAGGAAGGUUUAUGAAAGUAUGGAGAACUUCUAUUGUUGUGCUUGGAUCAUUGUCUCGCAAUCAUUUGUCAAGAUGGAGCUUCUCAAGGUUAUGAUCAAAAUCUUUUUUGGCAAUGAAGCAUUGAAGAAGCAACUUGAAGGUAAUGUAGCGCGAGAAGAGGACCUUGCCAACUAUCUGAGGAAAGAGCUGCUUGAAAAGACGUACUUUGUUGUACUUGACGAUUUGUGGAACAUAGAUGAUUGGAACUGGAUAAAAAAUAUUGCUUUUCCGAGUAGUAACAACAAAGGUAGUCGGAUAAUAGUAACAACACGAGAUGUUGGUUUAGCUAAGAAGUGCUCGUUGGAAUCUGCCAUACCACUUAUCUACCACCAUCAACCCCUAGAAACAAAUGAUGCCAUAUACUUGCUACUAAUAAGGAAGGCUAGGAGAAGUGAGAAGGACAUGGAAAAUGAUGUGAAAAUGAGGGAAAUAGUUACCAAGAUAGUCAAAAAGUCAGGACUGUUACCACUAGCUAUUCUCACAAUAGGAGGCAUGCUUGCCACUAGAGAGGUUAGUGAAUGGCAAAGUAUUUACGACCAGAUCCCCUUAGAACUAGAGAGCGACCGAAGUCUUGAAGCAAUGAGGAGGAUGGUUACCCUGAGUUACAACCACUUGCCUUCUCAUCUUAAGUCGUGUUUUCUGUAUUUAAGCAUAUUUCCUGAGGAUUUUGAAAUCCAAAGGAGACGUCUCGUAGAAAGAUGGAUAGCCGAGGGGUUUGUUAUUGUCAGGGAUGGGGUAAGUGCUGAGGAGGUUGGGAAUAGUUACUUUAAUGCUCUAAUCAACAAAAGCAUGAUUCAGCCAUCAAGAGUGAACAUAGAAGGAGUUGUGAAGAGCUGUCGAGUCCAUGAUAUUGUGCGUGAUGUCAUGAUCUCAGUUUCUAGAGAUGAAAAUUUCGUGUAUGUGGAGGGAAAUAAUGUAACUGGUCCUAUGGAUAUUCACAUAUUUAUAAACUUCCUAGAUCCAUAGGGAGAUUACAAGGACUACGCACUUUGAACAUUAGAGACAGUUAUAUUACAGAACUGCCAAUUGAGAUUUGUAAACUGAAGAGUCUACACAGUCUCCGUUGUACCACAAAUGGUUCCUACAAAUACUUUGACUUGGGUCGCCCCAAGAAUUGCUUGCUGGCCACAUUUAUUGUGCCCAUGCUGUUCACACCUUUGGUUGAUUCUAUUGAGCGCACGAAGAUAGUUGCUGAGCUACACAAGGCCUGUUCUAGCUGUGGGUCCGAGUCUAAAGGUGUGAGGGUGCCAAAAGGAAUCGGCAAACUGAAAGAGCUGCAAAUACUAGAGGUCGUGGACAUCAGCCGAACUAGUUGCAAAGCAAUUAAAGAGCUAGGUGAGCUUGUGCAGCUGAGAAACCUGAGCGUGGCAACAGAUGGGGCCACCAAGCAGAAAUGCAAGGUACUCUGUGACGCCAUUAAGAAGCUCACUUGCCUCCGGUCCCUUGAAGUGGAUGGUUCACUCGACGGGGUGCAUGAUGUUUGAGCUCCUCCUCCCAUGUUGAGGAGCCUGAAGUUGGAUGGAUGCCUUGGAGAGAUUCCUGGCUGGGUUGGCAAUCUGAUGCAUUUGGUCAAGCUUUACUUAUGGCGCAGCAAAAUAAAGGAAGAAGGUAAAAUCAUGGAAAUAUUAGGGACACUUCCCAACCUCAUGCAACUUCGUCUUGAACAUGGCUCUUAUAUUGGGGAGAAGUUGGCGUUCAAAACGAGAGCAUUCCCAAAUCUCAAGAAGUUUGGUAUUUAUGCUCUGGCGGAACUGAGAGAGGUGAGAUUUGAGGAUGGCACCUCACCCCAGCUGGCAAUGAUAGAUAUCAGUUGGUGCAAUUUGGCAUCAGGAAUUAUUGGAGUCAACCAGCUUCCAAAGCUCAAGCAGAUCUCACUUGGUUCCUAUGGUCGAGUGGCAAAGCUUGCUAUGCUUCAUCCCAUUGUCGACAGUUACAAGAUGGGACCCGACUUCAACAGAGGCUAGACGGUUUCUCCAUUCGGCCGAACAUCAUGGUGGUAUUUACUUCAAAAAACCAGUGGUAGACUGUUUAAUGGUCUGAAUUCAUUCCAGAAAUUCAGUGAUGGUGGCACUGAGUACGGACACAUGUGCAAGCUGAGGCAGAAUCAAUGGCUGGCAGAAGGUCGUCGUUCCAUGUAGCCUCUUUGAUGCUCGAGUUCGGCAUGAGUGAUGCCGUCAACCCUGGAACGUGAGCAUUAAGAGAUGAUGUGUUGUACACGUACAAUUCAGGCUGAUGCUAGUAGCUGGUCGUUUCCCUGGCUCUGAUCUUCAUCUGUACCUGGCACUUGCCUCGGAGUCUUCACCAUGCUGGCUCAGCUCUCCCUCUGCUUGUUUGAUUCCAUCUGGGUUAUGAAGUGAAGUUUUAAACUGGGGGACCCCUUUGGAGUUCGCAAUGGCUCGACGACCAUACGGAUUUGAAGUGUGUCACCGGUGACGGGAACAUACUGAUAAAUGGGCAGAAGAAGAGCAAGAUCCAAUAGAGUACGUGUACGGAUGAUGCAGCAUUAAUCUGCAAUGUUCAUCCUACUAUAGUACUAUCCAUAAUUAUAAAGAUUCAGCUGGGGAGAAGAAGAGGCCGAAUUGUUUCUCUGUGUUCUCUACUUCUCUCUCUGCGUACUUUGUGAUCUCUGACGUUUUAAACUCCGGCGACCAUGGAGCAAAUUACAACUUUAUUUCCAGAGCUCUGACACGACCGAUCGAGGGUUUAAAAUUGACACCUGCUGGGUGGCCCAGGUCCCUUUCGUAGAAGGUGAUCGGUUCUUCACCAUGCAAUUGAUCAAGUUGAUGUCAAAUUUAAUUUUCAUUUGGACACCAACAGAUUCCAGUCCAUGAAACAUCAGGUGGCCACAUCUCGCAGCAUUCACCGGAUCAUUGCAUCAUCUGAUCCGACUAUAUACGUACACUUGUUCAAUUUGUUACUGCCACUAUGGUCUGUAGUUCUUUGUAAAUGAAGAAUUAGGAGAGAUGCAAGCCGAUGGAACUCGUGCACUAGCCGGAUAUGGCUCGCUCCGUUCCAUGUGUAACAUCAUAUCGACAUACCACCAGCUAUCUAGCUUUUGCUAGUUUCAGUUUGCAAUAAAAUUGCAGUUUCCACA